Molecule: messenger RNA, 729 nt
Organism: Sodiomyces alkalinus F11
Lineage: Eukaryota; Fungi; Ascomycota; Sordariomycetes; Glomerellales; Plectosphaerellaceae
Product: RNA polymerase Rpb6
Exons: 5
Coding region: 151-534 (127 amino acids)
Biological process (GO): DNA-templated transcription
Cellular component (GO): RNA polymerase I complex; nucleus; RNA polymerase II, core complex
Molecular function (GO): DNA binding; DNA-directed RNA polymerase activity
Source: RefSeq, a predicted model, not a curated record
CUUUUUUUUUUUCUUUUCUUUUUUUUUUCAUCUUCAUUAACAGCCAUUCUUCACUUCACUUCCCCACCAGCCGACCAACGAAUUACACGACGAUAGCGACUUUUGAACCCGACCAGAACUCGUCCAACAUCAUCUGUCCAAAAAGUCAAAAUGUCUGACUUCGGUGACGACAACUAUGGCAUGGGCGGCGCUGACGAGCCCGAAGACGCGGACAACGUGGUUGCAUCGGGCGACCCUUCGGCGGCGGCCAACGCAGGCAAGAGCAGCACACAGGCACACAAGGACAAGAAGAUUCCCGACGACCAGAGGACCACGACACCAUACAUGACCAAGUACGAGAGGGCGCGCAUCCUAGGGACGAGGGCCCUGCAGAUCAGCAUGAAUGCUCCUGUGCUUGUCGACCUCGAGGGCGAGACGGAUCCCCUGCAAAUCGCGAUCAAGGAGCUUCGUGAAAAGAAGAUCCCUCUCAUUGUGCGCCGGUACAUGCCGGACGGAUACUACGAGGACUGGACCUGCGAAGAGUUGCUCCAGUGAGGUGGUAACAGGUCGGACCAAGCUACGGAAAGCUCCGAGUCGAAUCGAGACACGGCAAUUCCCUUCUUCUAACACCUGCUCUGCUGAUUUGGCUACGGUGGCCUUUUUUUCUCAUUUGCACCAGUGUGCUACCAACUGAGUAUACUAGCGAGGCGUUUCAGGAAAGAAAUCUGAUUUUGAGAGAGACUUAGUCGA